This is a messenger RNA of Drosophila subpulchrella, 3106 nucleotides long. RefSeq names its product NEDD8 ultimate buster 1. Gene Ontology annotation, molecular function: protein binding. Lineage: Eukaryota; Metazoa; Arthropoda; Insecta; Diptera; Drosophilidae. Bases 321 to 2174 code for a protein of 617 amino acids. The transcript is spliced from 5 exons. Gene Ontology annotation, biological process: regulation of ubiquitin-dependent protein catabolic process. The record is from RefSeq and is a predicted model, not a curated record.
CGCGGUCACACUGGUUAACUGUAAAAUAACAAUAACAUAUUUUAUUUGUGUUCUGAAUUUCCUUUAAUUUGUGUUCGUGUUUUCUUUUUGUAUAGAUUUUGCUCGCAAAGUUUUUCAAUCAGUUCUAGUUUGUUAUUUGUUAUUUGGUAAUUUGCUAAACGCAAGGCAAGGGCAAAAACGCGGAAAUCGCUGACUGCGCAUCUUUCUUUGUUGUUGCACCCAGGAACACAUGUGCGCGGUGUAAGAACAAAAACAUCACAUCUUUUGGUAUCAGCUAUUUCGCCGAACUUUCUGCAUCGUCAUCUUCAUUGUGAUCGAAAAUGUCGCACCUCGACAAUAUAUUCAUCCAGGUUCGGGCACGCCUCCAAUCCGAGGGCGUUAAGCUGUGGGAGGAGCCGUACUAUUCCGAGGAUCUUGGCAGCAUAGAGGGCGCCCUGGAGAACCUGGCCAAGGAGUACUCCAACAUCAUGGGCUUCGACCUGUGUCGCUGCAAGUUCAUCCUGACCGAGUUGCAGGAGAACGCGCUUCGCAAGCUGGCCGCCCGCCGGGAGUACAGCUCCACCGGACUGGCCACGUUCAAGGUUCGCCGCAUUGACAAGCACAGCGGCGCCACCAUGGUGGACAUCAAGUGCGACCUCAACUCCCUGGGCUCCGACCUGCAGGCGGCCAUAGCCGAAAAGCUCCAGAUGCCGAAUGCCGAGCACGUGAAGUGCAUCGCCGCCGGAAGAGUGGUGUCGAGCAAUGCCUCCUUGGCUGACCAGCUGCUGAGGAACAACCAGCAGUUGAUUGUGAUCGUGGGCGAUGGGGAUAAUAGCGGCGAGGCCCUGUACGAAAGGAUCAAUCGCAUCAAGGCAGAUGUCCAGGCAGUGGUGUCCUCCCAGAACCGUCUCAUUGAAAUGGAGGACCAGAACGGCAGUCCCGUCUUUCUGCCACCGGCCGAGAACCGCGCCCUGCUCCUCGGCCUGGGAUUCUGCGAGAAGGCCCGUGCGGCCAUGUUGCGCGAAGAUUACGAGGAGGCUCUGCUCCUGCUCUUGGAGGCCGACCAGUCCUUUGCCACCUGCGAUUCGCAGUUCCUCGAGUCGGUGGACAACUAUGCUUUGCUCAACCUGGACAUAGUGUGGUGCUAUCUCUGCCUAAAGAACGUGACCCAACUGCCGGAUGCCGACCGACGGCUGGCCGUCUGCGGCCGCAAUUUCCGUCGCAGCUAUGGCGAGAAUUUCGAGAGACUGUACUCCAUGAAGGGCAAGGCCUGUCCGGAAAGGGCUUUGAUUAUGCGCCUGCAGCUACUCCAGGGCGUGGUCAUGUUCCACCAGAAUCGCCGCGAUGAGGCCUUCGAGCGCUUCGAAGCGGCCAAUAUCCUGCUGAGGGAACUCAAGAUCAACGGCGAUCAACUGGCUCUCCUCGUCGAGAUGGGGUUCGAGCCCGCCGAGGCUCGGCUGGCCCUGCGCUCCUGUUCGGGCGGCAGUAACAUUGAGCUGGCUGUACAGUUUAUCCAGGAGCGUCGGCAGCAGCUCAAGGAUGCCCGCAAGCAGUCCAAGGCAGAGCGUGCCCUGCAGCGCCGCUUGAUGCGCUCCAGCGCCAACGAUAGCGACUGGGUGAAUCCGCGCAGUGUGUGCACCCUUACCGAAAUGGGAUUCGAGAGCGGACUAGCUACCGUCGCCUUGCAGCGCUCCAAAAAUGAUCUACAAAAAGCGGUGGAACUGCUGCAGACUGAAGCCGACGUGCUGCGUGCUGCCUUGCCCCGCAACAGGGUCACCAGCGACCAGGAGAAGCUGCUCCAGCUCCUCCAGCUGGGAUUCAAGGAGGACAACUCGCGCGUGGCCCUCGAGAACGCAUCGAAUAACAUUGAGCGGGCCAUCGAAAGCCUGCUGAGAGCCUUCCAGAGUGAGGAGGAGCUGAAGGAGACUCUGGAGCGUGUUGGCCGCUUGGCCGGAAUCGAAGGUCAGAACUGGGAUGGUCCCUCCACCUCAAACGCCUCCAUUGGGGCACAGACUGCUCCGCCAUCGCCCCUCAUCGAGGCGGUUAUGAAGCAUGCUCGCUCUGAGAUAGAGACUUACAAGGCCUAUGAGCGCUUCAACGCCGACAUCAGUCAGAAUGAUAUGGACUACCUGGACUUGCCGUUGGUCCAGGAGGAGAAGGUCCUGCAUGAGUAUCUCAAUCUGUUGCAGCAGUAAGAUGCAUUCGCCUUAUCUUUGCAAUAUCUCUAUAGAAAAUAGGAAAACAAAAACCGGUUGUGGACAUAACUGUAAUCAUGACUUGUCUAUAUUGCAAAUCGCAGUCUUAUAAUGGCACUUAAGUGGCAUUCAGUCGGCUCCCGCCACCUCCCUCCUGGCUGUUGUUUGUCCAACUCGGCAAAUAGUAACAUAUAAAGAUUUAUAAGUACAUGCCUGCCCCUUCUAUUGACAACUGCGAAAUGUGAUUACGCCGAGACAGCGGCAGAAUCCACCUUUCUGAGCCACCUGAAACUUGUUAGCGCCUCUGGCAGUUACUUAUUUUUAUUUCUAUUUUUUGUCGCUUGACUCUCGACCCCGGCUCAAACGGCAGCGCUUGAUUGGCUCCAGUCGUGACCUUGUCGGGGCCAAAGGGCGCCGCCCACUAAGCUCAUCCCCUCGUCGAAUUGAACGCAAAGCACCCGAUCAUCUAUAAAAACAAUCAGCUUCGCAAAGCAUUUUUGUUAACUAUUUUUAUAGCAAUAUGUACGAUGGCUCAAAGACUGAAGAAAAAGGGGACAUUUGCAGGGACUCAUUUGAAUCAUUUUGUAUACAUUUACAAAAAGCCUUAAAGUUAACAUGCGGGCUUAUACGGGUUUUAAAUAAGCGAUUUUAUAACCCCUCCAGUAAAAUGGAGUUUUUGUUUUUAUUUUAAAUAUUAUUUGUUGAUAUUGUUUCCAUUCUUCUAUAAAUUAAAUUAAAAUCUUAAAGGGAAAAAUCAAAAGAAGGAAAUCAGAUAUUUCCAUUUUGAUACCGAAAAAUGCUAAACAUGCAUGUAAAUAAUAAGUCAAUCGCACAAAUAUUCUAUAUUAAUCUUAUAAAGAAUAAUUUUCAGACAUGUGAUAUAAGUAAACAUCGAUGUUCAUGAAUAAAAACCGAUUUCAUUUUGAUAAAAA